Molecule: messenger RNA, 522 nt
Organism: Prorocentrum cordatum
Lineage: Eukaryota; Dinophyceae; Prorocentrales; Prorocentraceae
Source: the annotation of a GenBank genome assembly
AUGUUGGGAGAGCAGCGCCACGAGGCUCCACCACCCGGACACGCGACACGCGAGGUCCUGCUGUUUUUCAGGGCGGCGUCCCGGGAAGCCCCCCCUGCAGGAGAGGUCCCGACGGCGCGGCUGCUGCUCGCCGGGGUCGGCUUCCGCUGGGGUCGGCUUUCGCCGGGGCUGCGGCUGGCUUUCGCUGGGGUACCUAACACUUCGUGUUCUGCGCCAGGUAAUUCGUCGUCUCUUGGCCCAGCACGGCUGUGCGGGGCGCCUCUUCUCGGGCAAGUGAAGAGGUUGCCGUUCGUGGCGCCUCUUGGCUGUGGCGGUGUUGCAUUGCCGCGCUCUUUCGAGCCUGUCGUCAUUGGUGGCACGCCGAACUGUGUCUUCGUUGCGGGCCUUGAUCUCAUGAGCUCGCGGUCGGCCAGGCUGCUUGGCUUCCGUCUCCGAGGUGGGUUUUCCGAAGCUUUUUUUGCAGAGAGCAGCCUCGCCCAGCUCUCCAUACAGCUUGACCACGCUCCGUCUAGUUACGCUUAA